This is a messenger RNA of Gordionus sp. m RMFG-2023, 2169 nucleotides long. RefSeq lists its product as uncharacterized. The coding region runs from base 1 to 2169 and encodes 722 amino acids. The record is from RefSeq and is a predicted model, not a curated record. NCBI's taxonomy places the organism in Eukaryota, Metazoa, Nematomorpha, Gordioida, Chordodea, Parachordodidae. The transcript has 13 exons.
AUGCAACAGUAUCAAGGCUCCCUGUUCCUUUACAAUCAAAUGAUAAUCUUAUCCCCCAAAUACCUCAAAUUAGAGUCCUCCAAUUUCCUCAAAUUAGGGCUACAGGAGAUGCAACAGUAUCAAGGCUCCCUGUUCCUUUACAAUGGCAACAGGAGAUGCAACAGUAUCAAGGCUCCCUGUUCCUUUACAAUGUAUUUUAAAAUUUUCAUUAAACUUAAUAUUUUUUUAGCAAAUAAUAAUCUUAUCCCCCAAAUACCUCAAAUUAGGACAACAGGAGAUGCUACAGUAACACAUUUACAAUUGCAUUCUUCUUCAAGCCCACCAUUAAAUUUAUUGCCUAAUGUAGAUGAUGAUUUUGAAAUAAUAGAUGCGGCAUAUGCUAUGCUUGACAUAAAUCAAAACAUUUAUGGUCAAUUUGUUAAUGGUCAAAAGGGAAAACCAUUCCUCUUUUAUCGAGAAUAUCUCUAUCGUUUUCACUAUGAAAGGGGGGAUGUAGUUCAGUACCGUUGCAGAAAACAAGGCUGUCCUGCAAAAUGUAAAUAUGACCAUAUUUACAUUUCAUCAGGUGUACAUGAACACCAACCUGAUGUCGGGUAUUUUGAGGUCCUCAAAACAAGAGAAGUUCUUGAAAGAACUAUUGCCCAAAAUCCUACCGAAACAAGGAUGAAUAUUUAUCAAAAAACUAUCGAUAUUAGAUGUUUAGAGACUACUCACAUCGAAAAUUAUCCAGAGGCAAUCCCUCCUUUUAUAUCAAUUAGGGGUCAUAUUGACAGACUUCUAAAGAAAUAUAGGCCUUCCAUGCCUCAUUCAAUUGAGGAUAUAAUAUUAACGCCUGUAUAUGCAACCUCUACCAGAUCUCAAAGAUUUCACAUCCCUACUGAAUCUAAUAGGAUAUUGGUCUUUGGGACUACGGAUAUGUUAAAAUUGUUGGGAGCUGCUACGACAAUAUAUAUGGACGGAACUUUCUACAUAGUUCCGAGAUUAUAUUGUCAGCUCUAUACCAUACACGUGAUGUAUGAAAACAUCAUGAUACCAGUUGUAUAUGCUCUCCUUCCAGAUAAAUCAAGGGAGACAUAUAUUCAACUUUUUCAUAUAGUCAAAAAUUUUUGUACCCGUGAAGGUAUUAAUUUCAAUCCUCCAAUUGGCCAAACAGAUUUUGAGGCGGCAGCUAUAUCUGCUCUUCGAUUUGUAUUCCCAAAUAUAGUGAUCAAAGGAUGUUUCUUCCAUUAUUCUCAAGCUUUAUGGCGGAAAUGUCAAGCUUUGGGUUUAGUUAGGGACUACCUGAACGACUCCCAUGUCCAUAUAGUUGUUAGGCGGAUGACAACUUUACCAUUUUGCAAGGAGGAGCAUUUGGCCGAGGUACUUUUAUCUUGCUACUCAAUGGCAACUAACAAUCCAUCCCUACUUCGUUUUAUGGAGUAUAUGGAUCAUACGUGGCUUGGUGAAACUGCCUUAUUUCCCCAAACUAUAUGGACAAGGUAUCAUGUAGAUGGGCCCCGCACAAAUAACCAUCUCGAGGGGUUCCAUCAUGCCCUAAAAUAUUUUUACAAAGAUAUACCUGAAAGGAUGGUGGCCAUUGUUAAAAAUUGGUUAAAGAAAGCCAAAUAUAAAAAAAGUGAAGUGUGGAUUGCACAAUUAUAUUAUAAUAAUUCCAAAAACAGUGGAGGUUUUACUCCAACUGAAAGAUUUUUGGGAAGAAGGACGAAAGUAUUAUUGGAUCUUAUAAAACCAAGAUGUGAUAUAGAGGUUUUAUCAAAGAAAAUCAAUAGUACAUUAUAUCAAAUGGGUCAAAUGGUAUGGGCCAGAUGUUAUAAUAAUAAGGAUAAAUUAUGGGAAAGAGGGAUAUGGGAGGAUAAAUGGAGGCAACAAAUGAAUGGAAACACAAGGAUAACGUGGGAGAAACUGAUGGAGGAUGAAAAGGAAGAAGAGUGUAUUUUGUCGAAUCGAUUUGAUAUAAAGCGGAUGCGACAAUGUUUUUGUUAUAGAAUUUUCAAUAAGGUGAAUAUUGAAUCGGAGAAGAAAACAUUACCUGUCAUGACUCAAGAGAAAGAUAUAUGGCUACAGAAAAAGGAAGAAAGUGAAUUAUUAAGUGGAUUGAAAGAUGAAUUGGAGAUUGAAUAUAUACUGAGUCAUAUGGAAGAAAUGGCAUUAUUAGAAGAGGAAGAUUAA